UGUGGCUGUUAACCACAAGGUCGGAGGUUCAAGCCCUCCUUCUAGCGUCAAUUAUCUUUUUAAACUUCUUUUCUUGUUACCCGUACUUACUUUGUGUCUGAUGGUUCGGCAGCACAGGGACUUUACCCAUGAGAGGGACAAAGUAGAUGCUUAGCUCAAAUUUCUUGCAGAAAGCAACACUCUCCACUUUAAAGUUUUGUUCAAAGAAGAGAGAAAAGAACAAAGACUGAGUUUUUUUUUUUUUUUUCCUUUUUUUGUAGAAAAAGGAAGGAAACAGUGUUAAUGGAUACAGGGAGUAGUACAAGUAACAGCAGUAGUAAUAGCAAUGGCAUGAUAGUUACUGCAGAAAAAAGAAGAAUGAGAAUAGAAAAUCCCUUUACUUUGAAAGUGGGUCAAGUAUUUACUGGCUUUGGCAUUGGUUGUGGGAUUGGAAUUGGUGUUGGUCGUCCUUUAAAUCUAGGUGCAAUACCAAUGCUAAAUCAAGUUAUGACUGCCACUAGAGGGGCAACGGAUGCAUUCUCUGGUGUUGGAAGACAUGUUAAUAGUACUUUGAGGAAGGUGGGGGCAAAAAACAUUGAAGCAGGCGUUGGAUGUGGAGUUGGUUUUGGACAUGGUUUUGGAGUUGGUCUUGCUGUGAAGCGCGGAGUGUUGGAUCAGAUUCAGUUGUAUUUAACUCAAGCCAUGACAAAAUUAAUGAUGAAGUCCGGAAUGUCUACUACCGGCUUAUCUAUUGGUCAAGGCAUCCUUCCAGCAUCCUUGCAAGCUGGCAUGAAAACAGUCAAUGAAGCCUCUAAUCAGAGCCCACUGGGAAAUGCCAAUCAACUUGAGGUGAAGGUCCCUCAUAGUUCUUCUCCCGGCUUGCUUACAGAUAGGAACACAAAUUCUCUCUCUUCUCAUGAAAAUGAAACUUCAAGAGCUAAUCUCACCUCUUCAAAUGCAUCAUAUAGCAGCCGAACAGAGAAGGUUGUUAGCAAUUUUCUGCAGACUCCACUUGUGAAAGACGAAGACAGCAGUACAGAAAAUGAGCUGUCUGAGCGUUUGAGAUCAGAGAACAACCUUCUUCAUAUUGUGUUGAAACACCAGCAAGUGAUUGAUGAGCUCCUGCAGGAAAAUGAAAAGCUUCGCCAGAUACUGGUGAAAGACUUGAAAAUCUCGCCCAGUAAACUCCAAACCAGCUACUCCAGUGGAAGUAAGUUUCCAAGUACUGAAUGUUUUGAGUGCCGCAGAAAACAAAGGAGAAGACGAUGAAUGAAUACAAUAUCUUUCUCUUUUUAGACGAUGAAUGAAUACAAUAUCUUUCUCUUUUUACUUUUUCGCUAAGAUGAAUGAAAGGAAUAUCUUACAUAGUUUAUCUACAUCACCCAAGCAAUUAAAUCAAGAAGCUGACCUGCUCUUUUUGACCUUGCGAAUUUGCAACUUA
Lycium ferocissimum is the source of this 1420-nucleotide messenger RNA. RefSeq lists its product as uncharacterized. The record is from RefSeq and is a predicted model, not a curated record. Lineage: Eukaryota; Viridiplantae; Streptophyta; Magnoliopsida; Solanales; Solanaceae. The transcript is spliced from 7 exons. The coding region runs from base 283 to 1248 and encodes 321 amino acids.